GCGGAAGCGGAGGGAGGAGGAGGAGGAGGAGGAGGAGGAGGAGAGGAGGCGGCCAUGGGGGCGCGCGGGCUGGAGGCCGCUGUGGUGGAGCUGGCGGCGGGGGAGGCCCGCGGGAGCGCCGCGGAGACCGGCUGCCAGCCCGUGGUGAUCCUGCUGGGCUGGGCGGGCUGCCAGGACAGGUACCUGGCUAAGUACAGUGCGAUCUACAGCCAGAAGGGGUGCACCGUCAUCCGCUACACGGCUCCGUGGAGGACGGUGUUCUUCUCCGAGAGCUUUGGCAUCCGAUCCCUCCGGACCCCGGCCAGGAGGCUCCUGGAGCUGCUCUUUGCCCACAGCAUUGACCACCGGCCCGUGCUGUUCCACGUCUUCAGCAACGGCGGCGUCAUGCUGUACCGCUACAUCCUCGAGGCGCUGCACACUCAGCGGCCCUUUCAGCACCUCAAAGUCCUGGGCACCAUUUUUGACAGCGCCCCCGGCAGAAGAAACUUGAGAGGAAGCCUUCGCGCCUUGGCGGCUGUCCUGGUAUCCAUGAACGUGCUGCUCAGGUACUUCCUCAUCUUCGCUUUUGCUACCACGGUCGUCGUGCUGCGGAUCCUGCUGUACCCCCUCACCCGCUUCAUCCACGAGAGCCAUUACGACGCCCUGCUGAAGGCGCCCUCGCGGUGGCCCGAGCUGUACCUCUACUCACAGGCGGACGCCGUCAUCAGCGCCCACGAUGUGAAGCACAUGGCAGAUGCCCGGCAGCAGCUUGGCGUCCCCGUGAGAGCUGUGGACUUCUCAGAUUCGGCUCACGUCAGCCACAUGCGGGCGUAUCCCACCUACUACAGCAACCUCUGUGUGACUUUCCUCUCUGACUGUGUCAGGGGCUCACCUCGUUAGCGUGAUGACCUCAGAUUACACGGGAAAUGCCACCCCCUCUCCCUUUAUGUCUUUGAGGGGAGGAAAGUGUAGAGAUUUCUUAGGCACUUUUUUUUUUUUUUGGCUUCUGCUGCAAAGCUGAAAGCCUCCAGUCUGUCUUUGAGCCAGCCACCUCAUGGCAAAAAGUUGAUUUGCAGUAAUUUAAAGAACUGAAAGUGAAAUUCUAGCACGGUGUGGUAGUUGGGGUGUCACUGACCAGAAUUUCACGAGGAGUGUUGUUUCUUCCUGUCUCGUGGUGUUCCCUGCUUUCCGUGUGUCCUUGUUCCAGAUGUCCAAUGUACACGUUCUGUUGCCUUGUACUGAUACAGCAAUACAGCUCUUCAAUGUCUUUGUGGUUUUCCUCUCUGCUAUUUCUUUUAUCUUGCAGCUGCAAGGUUUCCCUCUUCUCUCAGCACUGCUUGGUUCUGUUAAAGGGCGGAGAGGGCAGCCAGAGCUCUGAUUCCGUGGCCCCGGGGUGGAGCUCAAAUGUUUGUGAUAACUUUUGUGUUCUUCAACCAAAAAUUCUGUUAAGCUUUUUUUUGGAUGUGUGUUGUCUUGUUUCUCCUCUUUCUUGUCUGUUGUGUGUUCUCCCAGGUAAUUUUUGUUUUCUUGGAUUAGUGCUCAUCUAUUACUGCGUUUCUUUGAGCAGCCAGGAUUGUGCAUCUAGAAAUGCCGGGAUACUGGCACAGCUGUAACCCAGAAGACCUCAGAAACGGAAAGGUGGAACUGCAGAGAAAAAUGAAAGUGUCUUUUGGAGCUGUGAUUUAUACUGCGUGUUGCUUAAAUCACUUCCAUCCAGCUAACCCACAAAUGACCAUGAAAUUCAAUGUUUUCCCCCAUAACAUUCUCUCCGGAUGAUCAGUCUUUGCUGUCCCUGCAGCGUGUACUGGUAAUACAAGAAACAAAUUCCCUCCACCUAGCGAAAAGGCAGCUCGCUGCGCUGCACUUCAGCCAUGCUUGAGUUUUGUUGCUUAUUUGGGGGAGAAGGGGGGAUAAAGGCAGAGAAUAGCUUGCUAAUAACAUGUUUACCUCAUGUCACAGCACUGCAAGCUAAUUACAGACAUGGUGGACAGGAUUAACCAGCUUUAAAUCCUUAGUCAGAAAUUGGCAGGGCAGGCCCUGGAGGGCUCUGGUACGGCCUGUUUGAACAAGGGUCUGCCCUUUUGAGGCAGGAAUGUGGAAAAAAGGAUUUCUACAGAGGAUUUCUACAGAAGACAUUCACUGCCUGUGGGCUGGAGCGCCUGCUGUGCCUGACUCACCCACCUUUGGGUGCCGUCACCUGCCAAUUAGCAAGCACUUGCUGUUCUUAAUUGAAACAUGGGCAGAGAGAGAGCUCUGGAGAAGCACCAGGAUUGUUUGGAAGUUUGGAACCAGAACCAUAACAUGUGGAAAUUACACAGGGUGAGCUGUGGCCAGUGGCUGGAACAACUGUUUUUAGCAGGCCAGUGUGGCAGUGCUUAUUUAGAGUAACCCUGUGUCAGGUGAGGUCUGGGGUGUACAGGACGUGUGAGAAUUAGCUGAGAAGGAUCUGAUAGCCUGGCAAGCCUUCACUUUUUGAAGUGAAAACUGGCUGCGAGCACAGGAGCCUUGCUGCUUGGGGCUACCCUGUGGUAGGAGCCUCCAGUGUGCUCUUUCUCUUGGGGAGAAAAAAACAGUUUCUGGGGUUUGGACCUGUAAAAUUCAGCUGUGGUCCCCUAUCCCAGAAAGCCCAUCAUUAAAGUGGUUCGUGCUGUCA
This is a messenger RNA of Anas platyrhynchos (mallard), 2632 nucleotides long. It is a transcript of the gene TMEM53, whose product is annotated as transmembrane protein 53. The record is from RefSeq and is a predicted model, not a curated record. NCBI's taxonomy places the organism in Eukaryota, Metazoa, Chordata, Aves, Anseriformes, Anatidae.